Molecule: messenger RNA, 1095 nt
Organism: Impatiens glandulifera
Lineage: Eukaryota; Viridiplantae; Streptophyta; Magnoliopsida; Ericales; Balsaminaceae
Exons: 3
Coding region: 140-754 (204 amino acids)
Source: RefSeq, a predicted model, not a curated record
CAGUUUGAACGUUGAAUGGUAGGAAUUAGGAUAGUACGUAGUAGAUGGCCCCUUUCUCUCUCUCUCCUUUUGUGAAGAUGAUUGUUGAAAAUCAUCAAAUGCUUUAUGAAACAGGAUCACAGAUCUGAAACCACACAAAAUGGACGCAGAAGAUCAACCUAUAACCGUCGAUAAUGAUGAUGUUCACGUCACUCCGCCUAAGGAAAUCAACGGCCUAAUCUCAGAAACGGUCAAGGAAGAGGAGGAUCUAGAGAUUGUCAUCGAAGAAGUAGUGGUGGAAGAAAUCAAAUCCUUACUCGAAUCGACCGAUACAGUAAUCGAUGAGCCUGACGAGUAUGUUUCAGAGGUGAACAAUGAAGAACAGAGUUUAGAUGUAGCUCUAGUACCUCUACCAGAUCGCGAUUACUCGGCGGUUACUUCUUCGGAAGUUGAACCAGAGGCGAUACUGCCGCCGCUAGCGAAGGAGGAGGAGGAAGAAGAAGAAAUUGAGGUGUUAUCAGUUAAAGAAGAAUUGGUAGAAGUAGAAGAGAAAUCAACUGAAGCUGAAUUGCCGAUUUCGUCGGACCGCGACGUCGUCGGUGAUUGUGAAUACGAGAAUAUCGUUGAAUCUGUUGAAUAUUCCGGCGGGACUGAGAACGCCGGCGAAGAUCAUCAGCUGAGUGAAGUUGUAACGAGUAACCAAAUUGUGCACCAUAGUUCGUGGAAGGAUUGUUGCGGUUUGUUUGAUGUUCUAAGACGACGUUCCAAUCAAUAAUUUGCAUGUAUUACAUGCAGUAGCAGAUUGAUGGAGUUGGUUUGUUGUCUUUAAAGCAUGAUAAUAAAUAAUAUGGUGGUUGAAGAAUGGUGGUUCAUUUUCAAUUAUUAAAAAAAAGGUGUCAUUUAAAAAUGACAAAGCAAAUUGUGUGAUUGUGUUGUGUUGCUAUUGGUCACUCACUCAAAUAUCAAGCUCCAAACUUUAGUGUUAUUUGAUUGUGCAGAUUGAUAUUUAACUUUGUAUCUGUUUUUAUUUUAUUGUUAAUUGUUAUAUUUAACUUUUGUAAUAUGACAUUGAUUACAUGCUUUUUGAACAAGUUGAGUGUGUCAUUUUAUAUGUUA